CCUGAAGGGACCUUUGACAUCCUGCCUGGGAAAUUAAAUAGCGGACUUAUGUUUUAUUUUUUAUCGUAUUGUCUUGAAAAUCAUCUCAAUUGUUCCACCCUUUUCCCACGGACUUGCGCUAUCGACAGUUAACCUCCCACUACCUGCACUGCACUACUCUGAGCUCGACUGGCUUAUGUUUUCUUCAUAGCCAUGGCGGCGCAGGCAGCUCUGAUUGCAGAUACAAUUAUUGGAAUGAAGAGGGCCUUGUCAAGAGAGAAUGAUUAUUCUGGUCCAGAUGAACCCGUCACGCAGCCCACAAACCGAGGAAAUAAAUUGCGGACAAAUGCGAGCCACGUUCGUGAAGGUGCGCUAGGGUAUAUUAAUUCAGAAGGGCUUUAUAAGCAGAAAAUUGAACAUGCUGGCUAUACACGUUAUAUCCUUCAGCGUAAUCCCGUGCGCUACGAUUCAGAAGGCGAUGAACUCGACGAGGAUGACGAAGAUACUGAAGCAGAUGCAGUAGCAGCGGAGGACAAUCCAUUCUCCGAGGUUGCCCUUGAAAAUCUCCUGUGCCCUCUCAAGCAUCCCUCAGAGCUCCCGAUCCAUCCUUCAAUGUCACACCCGUAUACGUCCAAAGCACUCAAAGAGAUGAUGCGUGCCAUAGAGGCCAAGCUUCAUCAAGAAAGAGCCCUUCUAUGGCGUGCGAGGAACCUCCAUAGACGUUUUCUAGGCGAUAGUUGUUAUAUGCCCUGUGGACUUGUUGAGACACCUGAAGAUCGAUGGAAUUUUGCGCCCCUGGUGGACCCUGGACAGAAUUCCCAGAAUAUUCGAGACGAACGGAAUGAUAUGGGAGCAUCGGUUCUGACUAAUGUAUCCGGGGAGCAAGGAAACGGGGCUCAUGGUCCACUCUCAGAUACAGGCUCCCCCAAACAGUCACAUGGAGUACAAGAAGAAGCCGGCCGUGUGCCCCAAACGGACAGGAUCGAUGCCGAGAUGACAAAUGCUGUUGCAAACGGCAAUGAAGAUAUGAAAAGUAACGAAACCGAGGAACACAAAGGAAAGCUGAAGUCUGAAGAAGUCGAUGCAGCUGUCGCAGACCUUCCACAUCAUGCAGAAGCUAAGGAUUCUAGUUCCGAAACGCCUUCGAACGAUGGCGAUAACCCAGCAAAAACUUCCGCCGACAAGGCUCGGUCAGACGAACAACUCGUUAGCAGUGGUAACGAGAAGCAUGAUGCUAAUAACGUGGGGGGUGCCAACAUGGAAGCCGCCAAGCCACAUGAAGAGGAGACAGACGGAGGCGUAGAAAUGACGGAUGAGAUUUCUCCAGAGCCCCUCCGAAGGAUGACUACCCGUGCGCAAACAAAUGCUGCCAACCCGCUUCGAGGAAACGAACCUGCCAACGAUUCACCAUCACCAUCUACUGAGACUGUCAGUACAAUUCCCACGCCACACCCCCUGUUCCUCGUUUCUGAUACAAUCCUUCCUGACCCCAACUUUGGUCUACCACCAAACGAGGCUGAAGACACUCGACGACUACUGUGGUCUUAUAUUCAGAAGCAGGAAGAGACGGUGCGAGGGUUUGAACAUAUGCUGGAAUGUUUACUUCGGGCCUGUCGGAUGAAGGGCGAGGUAUGGGAGUGGUGCAAGGCUGAGGGGCACGUCGGCGAGAUGAGCGAUGGCGAGGACUGGUAUGAUCCUGAGAGAUGGGGCCUUGCCCCCGGCGAGGAACUCAAGAAAGGUGCAGACGAGGAUGAGAUCGAGGCUGUCGACGAAGGCAGGUCAUCUGGAAAACGUGGAAGAAGGAGGCAAUAA
This is a messenger RNA of Monascus purpureus, 1791 nucleotides long. Lineage: Eukaryota; Fungi; Ascomycota; Eurotiomycetes; Eurotiales; Aspergillaceae. The record is from the annotation of a GenBank genome assembly.